AUGUUAUUUACUUUGAAGAACAUUCAAUAAUUUUAGAGUGUCUUUACAUUCUAAUAGUAUCUAUCAUUUAUUGGAGCAGAGUUUGAUUAAAAUACCAUAUUUUAUUAAACAACAUUAAUAUGUUCAGAUAAUAUUCCAUUAAAAAAAUUCCCAAUAAUAAACCCUUCUAAUUUUUUAUACUAAGUAUAUUUAAUAUGAUUUUUAGAAACUCUUUGAAGACAAAAAAAAGGAUGAAAACAAAUAUAUUCAAUAUUCUAAUAGUGAAAACAAUUUUUAAAAUAAAAAAUAUUUUUUAGUUAGUCAAAAGUUAAUACUUUCUGAUGAAAUGGAAACCUUUUAUAAAAUAAUAGGUGAACAAAAUAUUGACUUCAUUUUAUAAAAUUUUAAAGUAAGAUAAUUAUUUUAUUAGAUAUUAAUCAAAGAAGACAUAAAUAAAGAGACUUAUAUUUAAAUAUGGGGAGAACCAAUUAUGAAAAAUACUAUAAAAUAAAAAUCAAAUAAUUAAGAAAAGAUUUGUAGGUAAUAAAUUCUUUAUUGCAAUCAUAUGUCAAGACAAGUAGGACUAUUUAAAAAAAGUAUUACAUUAACUAUUAUAUAUAUAGAUUUCAUAAGUUAGGCCAAAAAAGAGAUAAUUAUGAGGAACUUUAUCCCAAAAGAAUAAAUAUCAUUAGAUAUGAUAUCUAUGAAAGCCACAUCAAAUAUUUUUGAUUAAUAUUAUUUUGAGGGAAAAUUUAAAGAAUAAGAAAAAUAGUAAUUGAGAAUUUUAACCUAAAAAUUGAUUAACAACAUGUAAAAAUUCAAUUUUCCCUAAGCUUUCAAGAUAUUUGUUCCUCUACCUCCUAAUUAUUAAAAUUUAAAAAAAGAUGUCUAACAAUCUAUAAAAUAAAAGCAAUUUUAUAUUCCUAAUCUAUAUGACAAUAUUUAUAAGAACUUUUUAAGUUAUGAUUAAGUAAUUUCAACUUUGAGAAACUUUCUUCGAACCAUUAUACCUAUAGACUUUUUAGGAUAAUAAAACUUAUAUACUUUUCUAAAUGAUUUAUAACAAUUUAUUACAUUAUUGAGAUUUGAAGACUAAAAUUAUUCAGAUUAUAUUAAUAGAUUUAAUGUUUUUUAAAUUCCAUGGAUGAAUACAUAUUUUUCAAAAAAGAAAUAGAAAAUUUUAAUUUUCAAAAAAAGAUAAUAACUAUUCCCUAUAUUUAGAUUUUUAUUCUAAUAAAUUAUAAUACCUUUUCUAAGACAUAAUUUUUAUAUUACUGAAAGAAUGAAGGAUGACUGGAAAUUAUUUUAUUAUAGAAAAGAAAUUUGGAAUUUGAUACUUAAAUUAUCAUUAAAUCAAUUAUCUUCCAAUAACUUAAAAUAAAUAUCUCCUUAAAAAAUUACAACCCAAUAUAUUGGUAAAUUAAGAAUUGUACCUAAACCAGGUACAUUUAGACCAAUAGUUACUUACAAUAGAAAAUCAAGAAGUAAAAUUAUAUUUCAAAAUAGUUUCUAAAUUAUCACUUAAUAAAAAACUAUUAGAUAUUAAGUAUGUAUUAAGAAAUUUAAGAAGCCAAUAACUAGGUUUCUCAGUAUUUGGAAAUCCUUAAAUAUUUAAUAGAUUAGAGGAAUUCAAAAAACUAUGGAUCAAGUAUUAAUUUCCAUAAACCUAUUUUAUGUCUAUGGAUAUUCAUAAAUGCUAUGAUUCUAUCUAACUUGAAUUUUUACUUAAAUUUAUUCAAGAAAGUAACUUAAUUUAAAGUGCCUAUAUCAUUAAUAAAUAUUAUUUAAUUAUAAGAAAUAAUCGGUAAAUCAAAGGAUCUAAAUAAAUGAGAGAUCUAUUUAAUAUUUUUGAUAGAACUUGUGCCAUUCCAAUUAACAAUCCUUAAUGUCUUCAAAAAGGAUACAUAGAAUAUAUUUAAUAAAAUAAAUUAGCUAUUAUAGCAAAUCUAGGAAUAUAAACAACUGUUACAUUUAGUGAAUUCUUAAUAAGUAUUAAGGAAUUAUGUCAGAAUAAUAUUGUUCAAUUUGAAGAUAGAUAUUUUAUAUAGACUCUAGGAAUUCCUUAAGGAUUAAAUAUAUCUGGAAUUUUAUGUUCUUUUUACAUAGCCAAUAUAGAAAAAAACUUGACUCGAAAACUAAUAGGAGAUACAUUGAUUAUGAGAUUAACUGAUGAUUAUUGUUGUUUAACCUUUGAUAAACAAAAUUUAGUAAUUUAAUUUUUUAUUUAGAUUAACAUUAAAAAUAAUUUUAAAGAAGUUGAAAAGUUGUAUAGCAUCCAUUUGAAUGAUGAUAAAACUUAACAUAAUAUAGAUCAAAAGGUAGUCACUUUUAAAUGGAUUGGAAAAAUAAUUAAUUUAGAAAAAUUAACCAUAAAACCUGCUUUUGCAUAAGAAAAGGACAGUAGUAAGUAAUAAAUCUAUUUAUAGAAUUUUCAAAUUAAAUCAAUGUCAAUCUACCAUCCAGACUUAAUUCCUAUUUUUUUAAGGCAAAGUUGAAAUCCCUUAUGCUUAAUUAAUUUAAAUUUUUUUUUAAUCCUAAAAUAAAUGACUAACCCACAUUGAUUAAAAUAGCAAAAACAUUUAUACAUGCUGGAUUGAUUAAAUUAGUAAACUUUAUGGAGAAAGCCAAAUUAUUUAAGUUAUCUAAAUAAAAGAAUAAAAAAUUUGAUUUUUUAAGUAAAAUCAUUUUUUAAUAUAGAAAUAAUCAAAUAAGUACAAAUAGAAAUUGCAAAUUAUUGCUUUUAAUAAGUUUAAGAGAGAGGAUCAGAAUUAGAUCAGAAUUACAUUUUGAGAAUAAUAAAAAAGUAAUUAUAAAAAACAAUAAAAAAUCACAAAAAAUUGAAAAUGAUUAUUAAUUAUAAAAAUUUAUGAAUCAAUAAUUUUAUAACUUCCUCAAUAUACCAAUUACUCACAAUCCAAGACCUGAAUUAGUAAGAGUGAGAUUGGCAAAAUAAUUUAUUGUUGCUUAAGUAUUGCAUAUUUUUAAUACAUGGAAAUCAAUUCAUAAUGAUGAAUCCAUUACUUUUGGAUUGAUUGGAUGUGGACAAGUUGGAAAGUUGAUAAUUAAUUCUAUAAUUCCAUAUGCUAUUAAAUACUAUGAUUUAAAACCUUAAGAUGUUCAUAUAUCAACAAGAAGGUAUAUUAAUUACAUUAUAAGAUAGGCCUGAACAAAUUCAUUAUUAUGUUACAAAAGGUUAUUAGGUAUACUUUGAUAAUGAUAAAUUAUUAUAAUAAUGCAAUUUUGUAGUAAUAGCUAUUCCACCAAUGAUUGAUAAUUGGAAUAUUUUGGAAUUAUAAAUUAGAAAUCCAAAGACAUAUAUAAUAUCAUUGCUCUCUACUUUAAAAUUACCUCGAUUGAAAUAAUUACUAAAAUUAGAUAAUUAGCUAUAUCAUACUUAAAUUUCAUCAUAACAAUUAGAUUAAGCAGUUUUGAGCUACAUAGAAUUAAUAGAGUAAAUAAAGCCAGGAGUAUUUCAAACUCAAAUUUAAGAAGACAUAGUCAAAUUAAUAACUGAACAAAGUCAUAAUCAUUUUAUUGAUGGAGAGAAUAGGAUAAAACUUUUUUUAGAAUCAUUUGGUAUUUAAUUAACAGAUAAUUAAUACUAAAAAAUUUUUGGAAGAAAUAAAUAAGAGUUUGAAACACAAAUAGAGAAAUUAUUCAAAAUGAGUUUCACUAAAUCUAUGCUAUAAUUUUAAAACUUUAUUCAAAAAUGA
Messenger RNA from Paramecium pentaurelia, 3692 nucleotides. NCBI's taxonomy places the organism in Eukaryota, Ciliophora, Oligohymenophorea, Peniculida, Parameciidae. The record is from the annotation of a GenBank genome assembly.